Messenger RNA from Aspergillus luchuensis, 411 nucleotides. RefSeq lists its product as uncharacterized. The record is from RefSeq and is a predicted model, not a curated record. Lineage: Eukaryota; Fungi; Ascomycota; Eurotiomycetes; Eurotiales; Aspergillaceae. Bases 1 to 411 code for a protein of 136 amino acids. The transcript has a single exon.
AUGACUGGUUCUGCCCGGUCGCCGCCUUCCACCCCGAUUGGGACUAGUGCCAUAGGCGGGGCUAUCGCUCGAAGCUUUUUAUUUCCUCGGGCUUUUCCUCCAUCACUGCGGUUCACGACCCUGCUGUGCUCUUUAAUUUGCCUGCAUCUUUUGCCUGAUCGAGUCCCGUCUCUCGUCAAUUGCAAGUCGCAAAGUCCUGUUCUAGCACUUUGUGUUCCUUUCUCGCCGUUUUCCCCGCCACGAACCUCUUCCCGACAGGCUCUGCCUCGCCCUCACCCCGCCUUCACCACUUCGAAUCUCUCUCUCUCCUCCCAGCGAUCUUUUUCCCUUUCACGGGCACUCGAUCAACUUCCUCGCUCUCUCGAAGCGCAAGACCUAGAUUUCUCCAAACUUCACUAUUUCCACCACUAG